GAGAGGUGGCCCGGGCUGGGUGGGGUGGGGGUGCCUCCGGAAAGUUUGCUUCUGCUCCAAAAGUCCGCUUUUCCUGCAAGUAAAAUGCAUUGUUGGUGAAUGAAAGUUGGAGAACUUUUUCUUCAGCCGAGUGUCCUAGCUGAAUUGUUUCUCGUUGCCGCUAUCCCUAAACUGGGGCCAGCCGUCUGUUACCGCCUUGCGUCCUGACAGCUCGUUUUCAGUGGGACCCUGCUUGAGGGACUGAUGUAAUAAAAGCCUCUCCCUUACAUGUGCUUGGUUCUCAGAAGACUGAAGUGCAGUCAUGCAGGAAAACCUCAGAUUUGCUUCAUCUGGAGAUGAUAUUAAAAUAUGGGAUGCUUCAUCUAUGACAUUGGUAGAUAAAUUCAACCCACACACGUCACCCCAUGGAAUCAGCUCAAUAUGUUGGAGCAGCAAUAAUAACUUUCUAGUGACAGCAUCUUCCAGUGGCGAUAAAAUAGUUGUUUCAAGUUGCAAAUGUAAACCUGUUCCACUUUUAGAGCUUGCUGAAGGGCAAAAGCAGACAUGUGUCAAUUUAAAUUCCACAUCUAUGUAUUUAGUAAGCGGAGGCCUAAAUAAUACUGUUAAUAUUUGGGAUUUAAAAUCAAAAAAAGUUCAUCGAUCUCUUAAGGAUCAUAAAGAUGAAGUAACUUGCGUAACAUACAAUUGGAAUGAUUGUUACAUUGCUUCUGGAUCUCUUAGUGGUGAAAUUAUUUUGCACAGUGUAACCACUAAUUUAUCUAGUACUCCUUUUGGCCAUGGUAGUAACCAGUCUAUUCGGCACUUGAAGUACUCCUUGUUUAAGAAAUCGCUGUUGGGUAGUGUUUCAGAUAAUGGAAUAGUAACUCUCUGGGAUGUAAAUAGUCAGAAUCCUUACCAUAACUUUGACAGUACACAUAAAGCUCCAGCUUCAAGCAUCUGUUUUUCUCCUGUCAAUGAACUGCUAUUUGUAACCAUAGGCUUGGAUAAAAGAAUCAUUCUCUAUGACACUUCAAGUAAGAAGCUAGUGAAAACUUUAGUGGCUGACACUCCUCUAACUGCAGUAGAUUUCAUGCCUGAUGGAGCUACUUUGGCUAUUGGAUCUUCCCGAGGGAAAAUAUAUCAGUAUGAUUUAAGGAUGUUGAAAUCACCAGUUAAAACCAUCACUGCUCAUAAGACAUCUGUGCGAUGUAUAGCAUUUCAGUAUUCCACUACUCUUAGUAAGUCAAGUUUAAAUAAAGGCUGUUCAAAUAAGCCCACAGCAGUGAACAAACGAACUGUUAAUGUGAACACUACUAGUGGAGGAGUUCAGCAUUCUGGAAUUGUCAGAGAAGCAACAGCCACUUCCAUUGCCACAGUUCUACCACAGCCCAUGACAACAGCUGUGGGGAAAGGAACAGCUGUUGUUCAAGACAAAGCAGGUUUGCCUCGAAGCAUAAACACAGAUAUUUUAUCUAAGGAAACAGACAGUGGACAAAAUCAAGAUUUCUCCAGCUUUGAUGAUACUGGGAAAAGUAGUUUGGGUGACAUGUUCUCACCUAUCAGAGAUGAUGCUGUAGUUAAUAAGGGAGGUGAUGAGUCCGUAGGCAAAGGAGAUGGCCUUGACUUUCUACCGCAAUUGAACUCAAUGUUUCCUCCAAGAAAAAAUCCACUAACUUCAAACACUUCAGUAUUGCAUUCUAGUCCUCUUAAUGUAUUUAUAGGAUCUCCAGGGAAAGAAGAAAAUGAAAAUUAUGAUCCGACAGCUGAGCCUAAGAAAAUAUAUCUGGGAAAACAGGAGACUAAAGACUCCUUCAAACAGUUUGCAAAGUUGAUCUCCUCUGGUCCUGAAACUGGGCAUCUAAAUACCCCCACAUCAUCUAACCAAACAAGAAAUCCUGAGAAAUUUGAAAAGCCAGAGAAAGAAAUAGAAACCCAGUUGAUAUGUGAACCCCCAGUCAAUGGAUCCUCAACUCCAAAUCCAAAGAUAGCAUCCUCUGUCACUGCUGGAGUUGCCAGUUCCCUCUCAGAAAAAAUAGCUGAUACAAUUGGAAAUAAUCGGCCAAAUGCACCAUUGACAUCUGUUCAAAUCCGUUUUAUUCAGAACAUGAUACAGGAAACAUUGGAUGACUUUAGAGAAGCAUGCCAUAGAGACAUUGUGAAUUUGCAGGUGGAGAUGAUUAAACAGUUUCAUAUGCAAUUGAAUGAAAUGCACUCUUUGUUGGAAAGAUAUUCAGUGAAUGAAGGUUUAGUGGCUGAAAUUGAAAGACUACGAGAAGAAAACAAAAGACUACGAGCCCACUUUUGAAAUUUCAGUGAAUACCUUAAUGUUUUUUAAUUUGGGAAGUUUUCUGGCAACACAGAACUACACAGAAUAAGUACUGUUUUCAUGGCCUCUGGGGGAAAAUUUUUUUAUUCAAGUAAAAGCAUGAUGGGAUUUUACACCAACCACUAUUUCAUCUUCUCUGUCAAAAAUAUUUAUAUUUUUAUAUUAAAAACUGUACAAUAUGUCAUCUGCCUGAUAAAGUCAACAGGAUCUUUUUUUUCUGAAAGUGUUAGCUAUGCACUAAGUGCCCUUUUUCAUAAGAGAAGAAAAUUGUGCAUAAAAAUAUGUUGUGUAUGUUUUUAAUCACCUUUUUAAUCUAUAUUUUUGAUUGACAAAUUGCCUUUCAAAUUUUGGGGGGUAGUUGAGGUUUAAAGAGUUUGAUAUGCCUUCUAUUUUUAUGGAGAAAUAAUUUUAAAAUGUUAAUUGGUGUUUCUAAGCCAUUGACUAAUAAAACACAUGGUUGGAUGGUAAUUAUUUUAACUUGAUGAAGUCAUGUAUGAAUAUUAUUUAUUACUUGUACAUUUGAUAAGACAAUUUUUGGAAUUUUGAAUUGCACAUAUACAUUAUAUAUUUUGCAUUACGUUACUGCAUUGUACUUGUAAUGAGUCUCUGCAUCUGAGUGGUGUUAUUUAGCUAACUUUACUAUGAAAAUCUUUGAAGAGUUUAUAAGACUCAACAGGAGCUGUGUAUCUGCUGAUUAUCUCAUGAAUUAAUAACAUGCAAAAUUAUAUUGUAAAGUUUCAGUCAACGUGACCCAAUUUAUAAUCACUUAAGAUUUCAUAUUAGAUACUAAAUAUUACAGUAUUAUUGCCAUUUUUUUCUCCCAAGUGAGAAUUGUAGAUUAUUUUGUUUUGUGGUUUGUAUCAUUAACUUUCUCUAAUUUUUUGUGUGCUGUGCAUAAAUUUUUAUAUUAUUGGCCUUACUAUAAAAUUAUUUAGAAAGGUUAAUUGUCAAAAGAAUUUACACCUCUUUGACAAUAGGUGGAUGUGUACAUCUGUGUGCUGUGAUCUACAGUUUUAGUGGUAUAAGAUUAGGAGGGCUACUGACUUGUUUACCUUCUCGUCUCUUGUUCCAAAGAUUUAAACUACAUACCUUGUAUAUAGCUCUCCUAACCAAUUUUGACUUCUGAGAUGAAAAUACUUACUAAAAUUAAAGAAAAAAAAUUAGUUUAGCUUACUAACUUUAUGUUUUCAAAGUGAUGAAAAUGUUUAAGGAUAUAUUUAAUAAGUGUAAACAUACUAUUACUGCUAAAAAUAAAAACAGAAAUAUUACUUUUUUCCAGUGUGGCUCAAAUAAUACAUUUGAAUUGAAGCAUACAGAGGUGUUAAUGUGAUCUUUUCCUGACAGAUUAUGAAAGUAUUGUGACUUGUAACAAGUUUCCUUAUAAAUCACUAUCACACAGCUUUAGAAGACAUAAAUAUUAGUGUGUUUUGCCUACACUCUGUAUUUAAAUCUAUUAAUAUUUUCCUAUUGCCUUUUUCUAUAAAUGUAAAUAAUGUGUAUUAAAAGAGGGGGAUAAAUAAAACAAUUUUAGUAAUUUUAUGUGUAUAGGCGAAGCACUUUGUUAUGGAAUUAAAAAGCUAAUUUAGUACAAAAAAUAAAAUUUAUAUAUGCAAAAUA
Molecule: messenger RNA, 3922 nt
Organism: Galeopterus variegatus (Sunda flying lemur)
Lineage: Eukaryota; Metazoa; Chordata; Mammalia; Dermoptera; Cynocephalidae
Gene: NEDD1
Product: neural precursor cell expressed, developmentally down-regulated 1
Exons: 15
Coding region: 302-2284 (660 amino acids)
Biological process (GO): mitotic cell cycle; microtubule nucleation
Cellular component (GO): ciliary basal body; centriole; spindle pole
Molecular function (GO): gamma-tubulin binding
Source: RefSeq, a predicted model, not a curated record